GUGAUACAGGAUCAUGAACUUUGAGCUCGUUCUACUUGAACAUAGAAAUAAAUUGUGCAAAUCCUGCUGUGUGCCGUUAACAGCCAGUUGCAACAGAUCCACUAUACGUCUGCCUUGUUUCAGAUAUCCUUUUGAUAUGGAGAACAAUCUUUGCGUAGUACUGCAUUCAAAGGGGGACCUCCGAUUGGAAGAGCGACCAAUCCCUGAACCUGGACCUAACGAUGUAUUACUGCGGAUGCAUUCGGUGGGGAUCUGUGGCUCUGACGUGCACUACUGGCAGCACGGGCGGAUCGCGGACUUUGUGGUGAAACAGCCAAUGGUGCUGGGGCACGAGGCCGCAGGGAGGGUGGUCAAGGUCGGCUCGGCAGUCAAGCACCUCAAUGUUGGGGACCGUGUGGCUGUCGAGCCAGGGGUUCCUAGAGAAAUGGACGAUUUCUUAAAAUCUGGACGCUACAACCUGUCACCCACCAUCUUCUUCUGUGCCACGCCCCCCGACGACGGCAACCUCUGUCGAUACUACAAGCAUUGUGCCAACUUCUGUUACAAGCUUCCUGACAACGUGACCUUCGAGGAGGGCGCGCUGAUUGAACCACUGUCCGUGGGAAUCCACGCGUGUCGUCGGGCUGGGGUCACCCUCGGAACAACCGUCUUAAUCUGUGGCUCCGGGCCUAUUGGGCUGGUCUGUUUGCUUGUGGCCAAAGCAAUGGGUGCCUCAGUGGUUGUCAUCACAGAUCUAUCCUCGGAGCGUUUGAAGAUGGCCCAGGAGGUAGGGGCUGACUUUCCACUGUUGGUGACGAGAGAGGACUCGGCACAGGACGUAGCCCAGCGAGUGGCGGGAAGGCUGGGGAAUCAGCCACACGUCACCAUUGAGUGCACCGGAGCGGAGAGCAGCAUACAAACCGCCAUCUAUGCUACCCGGUCUGGCGGUGUGGUGGUCCUGGUGGGUCUGGGUGCAGAGAUGGCCAGCGUUCCUUUGGUCAACGCCGCGGUCCGGGAGGUGGACAUCCGCGGGGUGUUCCGCUACUGCAAUACCUGGCCCAUGGCCAUCGCCAUGCUGGCGUCGGGGAAGGUGAACGUGAAGCCACUGGUGACCCACCGCUUCCCCCUGGAGGACGCCGCUCAGGCCUUUGAGACCACACGCCAAGGUCACGGGGUCAAGGUCAUGCUGAAGUGUGAUCAAAGCGACCAAACGCCAUGAUGAUGCUAGAAGAGACACACAGUCUAACAGCCACAGUCAGAGACAUACAAUCACACUGAUAUACUGCCUUUUUACAUCCGAAACAGAAUAAAUGAAUGACAUUAAUAAAUGUUUAUUAAAUACCAUGAGAUCCAAUUUGGUUACUUACCUGCAUUAUUUAAAAUGGGCAUUAGGGGACUCAAGUCACAAGAUUUUAUAAGCCAUUCCAUAGAUAAUCAGACAGAUCGAAACAAUCAAAAGAGUGCCGGUGUUUCCAAACCUGCGGGUUGCGAUUGCUUGAAAUGCAUAUUGUGGGAGAUUCAGUCAUAUAAGCUAAAUGUGUUAGAUUCAUUAUGACCAAGAGCAGCCUAAUGACUCUUUGACAAAAGCAAAUUACUACCAACAACUUCAUUGGGACAUAACUUGCAUAUGUUGAUGGAUAACAUAUGCAAUAACGAUACACAUUACACUGCAUAACAAUGUUAUACGUUUGGAGCCCAUAAAGUGUUUGGAACCAAAGAUUAAAUAAGCAUCCAGGUAAACUGAGUCAAAUUGGUUCCGUUUUAUUAUCUUGCAGAAAUUACUGAUAGUUAUUGCACACAGAGGCAUGCACACAGAAGAUGUUUGUAUGCGUAGGGUUUUCAGUCUUUUUUUUUCUUUAUAAGCCAUAACUCCAAAGUAAGUAGGACAGCUGUUUUUUCUGCCACAGUGCAAUUAAAUAGCUCUUUCUUUCUCACACUCUUGACAGGAAGUUGUGUGCUAGCAGAUACUAAAACGUGAGUGAGACAUGGGCACAAUAUACUAGACAUUUUAAUUCUUAUGUAAAGACAUUCUUGUACUGCUGAUGACAACAGAGCUCACAUAAAACAAUACAUUCACAGUACACUCCUCCCCUCCCCCCCACCAGAAACAACAAAUAAGUACACAUACCCAGGUACAGAAACACACGCACAGAUUAGUCACUUAAAAAGAAGAAUGUUAAAACUUUAUCUUUUUCAAAAGAAUGACCUCGAUGUCAUAAGCUAAGUUAUUACUGUAAAUGUUCUUGAAGUUGCAUCGCAUCUUAUUGAAAUGAGGCGUCGUAUAUCCAUUCAUGGGAACGGUAAAUUAUGUGAGGAUCCCUUUUGUGAUGUCCAUUCCAGAGUUGGAAUUUUUUUCUAUUGGCCUAAACUAGUAGUAGUCGUAUCUGUAACAAAAUGGCCGUUGCUCCCGGUUAGCCUCUGCUGAGACCUCCUUGUCCACCUGCAGAUUAGCACGUUAGCAUACAAACUCAUCGGCGCGAUACUUCGCGCUGUAGGUUCACAAAAUCUCAUUAAAUAAAGAUAAAGCAUACCUGUGUUUUCCAGCUCACCUAUUUACACACUCAACCCUUUCCUUUCUUUAUGUUUGACCUUCAACCUUUCUCUCAGAGACAUCAGCCACUAUUUACAUGGUUAAAAUAAAUAUCAACAGAACGGACAUCGAGACAGUAGAAGCACAGGAAAAUUAUCGCACUCCCAACAGAAGUAGAACAUAAAUAGAAAAAAACGCCUGCUCGUUCUCAACCACCUGAUGUGUUGGUGACAUCAUCACUCCCGGCAUGUUCGAUGAGGAGAGCAUGGGUGUGGGAAGCCCUGACAUGUUUGCACAGAAUGGGAGGAUAAACAUUGAAAGAAAAUAAUGUUCAAUCUGUUUUGUUGUCCAGGGGAAAAAGCUGUCCUUAUUGGUCCGCUCGGGUUGCACCUUGGGAUUGUGAAGACCAAUCCUAGCUGUCGGCUUGAUGAGUUAUGCAUGGUCCUUCCCCUUCCUUCAAAUGAAUAUUGGUGUUUCCUGUCCAGUAAGCAGUCUGAACAUGGCAGCUGGCAUGGUCUUCAUGUGGAUCUGCCAGGCAAGGAAACAAUGUUAACCUCUCAAACUAAAUGUAAUUUCAAGUCAGUUUUAUGUGGCUAUCCCUUGAUCACAGUUCUAGUCGCAAAGAGCUGCACCGGCCCACACAAUACAACCCCUUAGCCUUAGCCUCUAAAGGACAAGGAGAAGGAAAAACUAUCCCUUUCCAGGGAUAGUUUGGAGGGAAUAAGUGGUCUCAAGGGCAAAAGUAAAUGGGCAGUUUCAGGAUCUCCAUUUCCGUGAUGCAAAUAGAAACAUGUUCCUUUAAGUGUGUAAUCACAGCUGGCAGGUGUACAAGUUUUUCCAGUUCGGGCCAGAAGGGGCCUGCAAAAACUCACUUACAAGAUAAAAUAAGCGAAUGGGAAUUUUGUACCCCCAUUGAUGAAGUUUUUCAUUUUAUCUCUAGGUUAGGGAAAGCAUUAUGUACCUAAUUGAAAAUAUCCAAUAUGAAAUCAGCUUUAUUACGGUGCUACACAACAAAGGCCAGCAGGGGCCACGGUGAGUCAUUGGAAAUCUAGGGGCAAAUGGGUAGAAUUCAGUUGGUGCAAUCUGCACCCUCACCUCUCGAUGCUACUGAAUUCUAAACACUGGACCAAUUUUUGCAGACAGAAACUCGACUGCCAGGUGAAGUAUUGCUGGUUCCUUUGACCAGUCGAUGUGGGGAAACGCUCAUAUCUGUCUUAUUGACAAAUGUCCUAUUCUGUGGUUUAGGUUGGAGAUGAUUUUAGGCGUGUGUAUUUGUGUGGCUCUAACCUCUCCCACUGAGUUGGAGAGGGCCUGGACGAUCUUCUCAUGGGCGGUGGCAACCACACUUUGACUGUUGAUCUCGAUGAUGCGGUGUCCCACACGGACCCCCCCUCGCUCCGCGAUGCCCCCCCGCAUCAAACUGCAAAUCUGUGUGUUUAGACAAAGAAACAACAUUAAACUCAUCUGCUUGGUUUGCUAAGCUUAACACUUACUAGAGUUUCCUCAACCUCUAGUUGUAAUUAAACCCAUAGCUAUGGUCUUUAAUCCCCAGUCGAUAAUAUAACAAAUUUCGGAGCACACAAUAUAUUAACAUUUUGCCUAUAAUGUUACAAGUUACAACUAAUAACAGUUACGAUCAGAACUAUAAGUCACAUGAUGUAGCCUAUUAGGAAUACCGAGUUGAGUAAAUAUUAUACCCCAGACAUAUCGGCUUUGGUGUUUUUCUUUUGAGGGGUUACACAAGGAAAAGCCUUCAUUGUUAAGUAGUAGAUAAGGGAGGGUAAGGCUAGGUAUAAGAUAAGGUAGGAUAUAACAAGGGAUUAACCAAUGUUAUUGACAACAAUGUAAAAAAAAAAAAGGGAGUAAAAUGUGCGCAUAUGUGUAUAUGUGUAUGUUUUUCUUUCAAGAGACAUUUCAUACAUAUUUUAUACUGAUGUAACACAGCUACAUUUCACAUUGGUGAUAUCAUGACGACUAAUGACUAAUACUUCUAUCUGGCAAAGCUGGGGUGGAUGGCGAUUCUGCAGACCUUAGGCUUCGCCGUUACCAUUUCAUCUCGCUUAUAUUUUAUCUCUAGUGGAUGGGGGCUCCCAAUUACUAUCUGGCGUGGACUGGCACUCGUGUCCUUUUCCAUGAAAUAUGUUUCUUGCAAGGCUGGGGUUGAUUAGAAAUAUGUAAUAUUAAAAUUUAGAGAGCGUGACGUCAUCACGCUCAAGCCUUAACGGAAGACCAACUGAUAAUUUACGAAGCGGGUAUGUAAUUGUUACCAAGUAAUGAAGUCUGAAAUAGUUGAAGUGUCAGAGAAUGAGCCGACUGCUUCGCCGUCCUACCAUUGAUUUCCAUUGUUAAAAAUAAUAUUUAAAAAGUAGAAUAUCAUAAAAAGUUUAAAAUAUUUUAAAAGUUUGAAUAGAAGUGCGUGAUUCCAAGCUAAUCUGAACAUUUUAAAAACAUUUUUAAAAACUGUGGAAGGAGCAGGGUCCCAAAAUUUGUAGAGAAUGAUAAAGAAAGAAAGAACAAAAGAAUGCAUUUCCUGUUGAAAAUGCGGUGAUUGCUGUAGUGCAAAGUGAGGUUGAAAUAUGUUUUCGUAAAGCCACAUAGAUUAAGACAAAAAUAAAUGUUAAAAGGCUUAAAUCAAGUGAAGGGAUUUGAACAGAGUCUAAAUGUAGUAAACAAUGUGAACAUGCACAGGUUUUUAGGUGAAAACUUGUGUAAGGAUUAGGGUCCCAAAGUCUGUAUAGAAUAAGAAAGAAAGAAAGAAUAAAACCAUAGUUUAAAAACCAAGAAGAACAAUAGUUUGGCGCUGCAUGCGGCACUCACCUAAAUAUAGAAUACACAAUAAGAGUAGCAGUAAUUCUGACAAAGGUACUAGUUGUAAAUCGCUUUGGAUAAAAGCAUCUGCUAAAUGCCCUAAAUGUAAAUGCAACAAUAUGUGUAAACAUUACAGGCAGUUGAAUCAGACAUUAUUAACAUUAUAUGCUUCAUUAUUGUAGACCAUUAUACAUACAGUUAGUGUGUCCAGGGCCGUCCCAUGUACGGGGGAGAACAUUUAGAGAUUUAGAGAUGUUUUUUUUUUAUCAACUAUUGUCCUUCUUGCAGUCUUCAAACAGACUAUAAAUAUGAAGUGAUAGAAAGCUAGAAGGUAUUUGCUAAUAUGAGGAUUUGGUUAACAUAAUCUAUGUUAACAACACUUCUGCUCCUGUUCAGCAAUGGCUCAUUGAUGUU
Molecule: messenger RNA, 5731 nt
Organism: Gadus chalcogrammus (walleye pollock)
Lineage: Eukaryota; Metazoa; Chordata; Actinopteri; Gadiformes; Gadidae
Gene: sord
Product: sorbitol dehydrogenase
Exons: 9
Coding region: 14-1198 (394 amino acids)
Biological process (GO): D-sorbitol catabolic process
Molecular function (GO): zinc ion binding; L-iditol 2-dehydrogenase (NAD+) activity
Source: RefSeq, a predicted model, not a curated record